Gloeophyllum trabeum ATCC 11539 is the source of this 705-nucleotide messenger RNA. RefSeq names its product DUF1766-domain-containing protein. The transcript has 2 exons. The coding region runs from base 47 to 553 and encodes 168 amino acids. Lineage: Eukaryota; Fungi; Basidiomycota; Agaricomycetes; Gloeophyllales; Gloeophyllaceae. The record is from RefSeq and is a predicted model, not a curated record.
CCCCGCCUACCUCAGCGAGCCCACGCAGGUCGCGCUGCGCACCGAGAUGGAGCGCGCGCGCUCCGCCGCCGACGAGCCCGGCUACAUCUACGCCUUCGAGAUCCUCCCCCCCGCCAAACACAUCCACCUCAAAGUCGGCCGCGCCACCAACCCCGUCAAGCGCCUCGACCAGUGGUCCAAGCAGUGCGGCUCGCGCGAGCAAGUCCUGCGCGGGUACUGGCCCUGGGGCGACGGCGCCAUGCGCGGCCGCUUGCAGGUCGGCCCGCCGGGCCCGUGGUGCCAUCGCGUCGAGCGCCUCGUGCAUCUCGAGCUCGGCGAUCUCGCGGCGGGGAUGGUGUACCUGGAUCCCGGCUGGCCUGGCGUGGGCGCGGUCAAGGGCGUCCAGCGUGCGAGAGGGAGGGUGUUCAAGGUGUGUCCGGAUUGCGGGAAACAGCACAAGGAGAUAUUCUCCUUCGCGCGCGUCGAGAACGGGCGCUACAAGGGCCGCGAGUGGGAGGCCAUCGUCAAGCCUGUCAUCGAAAAGUGGGGCGCGUUCGUCGAGGCGUAUGUAUGAGAAUGGCAGCACGGGUGGAUUGUUGUACUGCGGCGUAAGAUGGAUGUGUACCGAUACCGCUAUGUAUCAUGGACUACCAAGCACACAACUAUAUACCAUGUAGCGAACACAGGCACAGCGGACGUUCUCUCUGCAUACCACCGUACGUCCGC